AUGGAUGGUGUGGUGGACGUCACGCAAUGUGCCAUCCCUCCUUCUGGUGAAAUGACAUAUAAAUUCAAAGCUCAACCAGCAGGUACUACAUGGUACCAUGGCCAUUAUUUGAAUCAAUAUACAGACGGUCUCAUUGGCCCAUUGAUUAUUCGUCGACAAGUAGAGCCGAAUCAAGAGCACUAUGAUACUGAGCGUAUACUGAUGGUGUCUGAUUGGUACAAUGAUGUUGCACGAACAAAGUUAUUAUCUUGGUAUCUAAGCGCACAAAAUACAGAAGGCAUUGAGCCUAUACCUGAUGCUAUCGUUGUGAAUGGCAAAUUUUCUCAGUCAUUGUUUGUGAAAACAUCUGGUGCAACACGUAUCCGUUUCAGAAUCAUUAAUGCUGCAGCAUUUUCCAUGUAUACUGUUUCAAUCGAUGGAUUACCAUUACAUAUUAUUGAACUUGAUCAAACACCUGUAGUACCAUAUACAGUGUCCUCCUUUGUUAUGAACGUUGCUCAACGGGUUUCUUUUUAUGUGAAUUUAAAUGAAUUUGAUCAAACCUAUGUGCCAACUGAUUUGCCAUCGACAAAAUCAAUUUAUAUUCGAUUCAAAGCUAAUCCAGAAAUGUAUCCAGUUGAUAUUAGCAGCUAUAUUGCUCCAUAUGCAACUCAAUGCCUUCCAUAUCCGAUAUUUUUCAACCCGUUAUACCUAGCUAUAUUAUCAUUUGAUUCAAGUGAUUCGUUGCCUACAUAUCCAGUCAAUCAAGCAACUUCAGAAUCAAGUAAUCAAGAUUCAGAAGACCAACACGAUGUCAAUAUCUUAUGUGCUAGACCAUUCAAUCCAGCCAGCAAUGUAGUUCCCAAUGCAACGCAUUAUCUAAAACUUGUUAUCACAUUUCGUCCGGAUUCGCAUAACAUCACUCGUGGAUAUCUUAACAAUGUCACAUAUAGCUCUGAUGCGAUAAAUGUUAGAAAUAAAGCAAUUUCUAUGAAUGCUAUGAAAUCAGACAAAAUGUUACCGCUACUCUAUCAGAUGGUAGCAAACUCUGCCUCACUUGGUAUUCCGUCUCCAAUCAUCACAAACGACAAUCCAUUACCAGUCAUACAAAGUGACGGAAGUGGACAUUAUCUAGUUCCAUAUCAAGCCGUUGUCGACAUACUUUUGGAGAACACAGAUGAGGGUGAACAUCCAUUUCAUCUUCAUGGUCAUAGCUUUUGGAUUAUAUCAACUUCGGAUAAUCCCCAAGCCGAACAAUUGUAUAGAGGAGCAUACAUACAACGAGAUGUGGUGAGCGUUCCAGCGUCAGGUUGGGCCAAGAUACGAUUUUUAGCAAAUAAUCCGGGUGCUUGGCUUUUUCAUUGUCAUAUUGAGUGGCAUAUGAGUGCAGGACUCAUUCUAGCCUUUCUAGUUGGUCCCAAUGAAUUAUUAGCACAAGACUAUAUGAUUGCGGCCAAUCAAAAGCUCUUUUGUCAAAAAUACUACUGA
Messenger RNA from Rotaria sp. Silwood1, 1467 nucleotides. Lineage: Eukaryota; Metazoa; Rotifera; Eurotatoria; Philodinida; Philodinidae. The record is from the annotation of a GenBank genome assembly.